Messenger RNA from Penicillium waksmanii, 240 nucleotides. RefSeq names its product Cation efflux protein. Lineage: Eukaryota; Fungi; Ascomycota; Eurotiomycetes; Eurotiales; Aspergillaceae. Bases 1 to 240 code for a protein of 79 amino acids. The record is from RefSeq and is a predicted model, not a curated record. The transcript has a single exon.
AUGGACCCGGAGACCAAACUGCGAGAGUCACACGAUGUCAGUCAGGAGUUGCAGCGCAAACUGGAGGGACUGGCAGAUGUCGAACGUGCCUUUGUGCAUGUGGACUACGACUACCAUCAUGAUGUCAACGAAGAGCAUAGGCCUCUAUAUGAUGCUGAUGGGACGGGCUCAUCGAUCCGGGAACUGGUGAAACGACUCUGGACCCGAAAUGAUAAGAAUGACCAGGGAAGUGCGGUGUAG